UGGAGGCGGAGUCACAGGAGGAAGUGGGAGUAGAGAAGGCUCGAGGCGGGCUGGCCAGCGGGCCGCCGCCGCCACUUUGUCGAGUCGCCGCCGCCACUGGGGAGAUGGAGGGGCCGGGACUGGGCUCGCAGUGCAGGAAUCACAGCCAUGGCCCCUACCCUCCAGGAUUUGGCCGACAUGGAGUCUGUGCACAUGAAAACAAAGAACUUGCCAAGGCGAGAGAAGCUCUUCCUCUUAUAGAGGAUUCUAGUAACUGUGACAUUGUAAAAGCUACUCAAUACGGCAUUUUUGAGCGAUGUAAAGAGUUGGUAGAAGCAGGAUAUGAUGUCAGGCAACCAGACAAAGAAAAUGUGUCUCUUCUUCACUGGGCUGCCAUUAAUAACAGGCUGGAUCUUGUAAAGUUUUAUAUUUCAAAAGGCGCUGUGGUCGAUCAGUUGGGUGGAGAUUUAAACUCAACUCCUCUUCAUUGGGCCAUCAGACAAGGGCAUUUACCUAUGGUCAUAUUAUUACUGCAGUAUGGUGCAGACCCUGCUCUCAUUGAUGGAGAGGGAUUCUGCGGCAUCCACCUGGCCGUGUUAUUUCAGCACAUGCCCAUUAUAGCAUAUCUCAUCUCUAAAGGACAGAGUGUGAACACGAUAGAUGUAAACGGGCAGACACCUCUCAUGUUAUCAGCUAACAAAGUACUUGGGCCAGAACCAACUGGAUUUCUUUUAAAGUUUAAUCCUUCUCUCAAUAUAGUUGAUAAAAUACAUCAAAACACUCCACUUCACUGGGCGGUUGCAGCAGGAAAUGUUAAUGCUGUUGAUAAGCUCUUGGAAGCUGGUUCUAGCCUGGAUGUCCGAAAUGUUAAGGGAGAAACCCCUCUUGACAUGGCCCUGCAAAGCAAAAAUCGGCUCAUUAUUCACAUGCUAAAAACGGAGGCCAAAACUCGAGCCAACAAAAAUUUCAGACUUUGGAGAUGGCUGCAGAAAUGCGAGGUCUUCCUGCUGCUGCUACUUUCUGUGAUUACCAUGUGGGCUGUUGGAUACAUAUUGGACUUCGAUUCAGAUUCUUGGCUUCUAAAAGGAUUUCUUUUAAUAAUAUUGUUUUUUCUGACGUCUUUGUUUCCAAGGUUCUUGCUCGGGUACAAGAGCCUUAUAUACUUACCAACAGUCUUUCUGCUGAGUUCCAUUUUUUGGAUGUUUAUGACUUGGUUCAUCUUAUUCUUUCCUGAUGUUGCAGGCACCCCUUUAUAUUUCCUUUUCAUUAUCAGCAUAGUAGCCUUCCUCUAUUUUUUCUACAAGACUUGGGCAACUGACCCAGGGUUCACUAAGGCUUCAGAAGAAGAAAAGAAAAUGAGUAUCAUCACCCUUGCAGAGACCGGCUGCCUGGACUUCAGAACAUUUUGUACAUCCUGUCUUAUGAGGAAGCCCUUAAGGUCACUGCAUUGCCAUGUGUGCAACUCCUGUGUGGCUCGCUACGACCAACAUUGCCUGUGGACCGGACGGUGCAUAGGUUUUGGCAACCAUCACUAUUACAUAUUCUUCUUAUUUUUCCUUUCCAUCGUGUGUGACUGGAUUAUAUAUGAAUCUUUCAUCUAUUGGUCAAAUCAUUGUACCACAACUUUCAAAGAAGAUGGACUGUGGACCUACCUCAAUCAGACUGUGACCUGUUCCCCUUGGGUCAUGUAUAUCUUCAUGUUAGCAAGUUUUCAUUUCUCAUGGUCAAUGUUUUUAUUAAUAAAUCAACUUUUUCAGAUUGCUUUUCUGGGCCUGACCUCCUAUGAGAGAACCAGCCUGCUGAAGCAGAGCAAGCACAUGAAACAGACGUUGUCCCUCAGGAGGACCCCGUACAACCUUGGGUUCACACAGAACCUCGCAGAUUUCUUCCAGUGCGGCUGCUUUGGCUUGGUCAAGCCCUGUGCAGUAGACUGGACUUCACAGUACACCAUGGUCUUUCACCCGGCUAAAGAGAAAGUUCUUCGCUCAGUAUGAAGAAGAGCAGCCCGUAACUCUCACUUUGAUUUGUUUGUACUUAUGUCGAUGCUCUGUGGUCUGCAAGUGAAAUGAAGAUUUAGAGUUCACCUAAGCCCAAAGGAAAGCACAGGUGGCUUUUAAAGCCAUUUGGUAAAAACAGAAGUUCUCAAGAAAGCAUUUACACUUUUUCAGGUUUAGUAAGACGGACUGCUCCUGAACAAUCUUAGCCAACGUCUAAAAAGAACUUUCAUAUUUUUCACGAGAAAAUGCAAGUUCCUUCUUUUUUUUUUUGGCGAUAAUAUUCACCAAUUAUGGAGAAAGUGUGGUAUUUUCAGAUACUUUAUUGGCUGUUUCAAAGUAGUACUAUUCUUUAAACUUGUAAUUUUUGAUAAAUUAUUUGUCUUUGUUUUAUCUAUAAAUAUGUAAAAAAAAAUUUAAAUAGAUGUACCUGUUUUGCUUUCACAUGUAAUAAAACAGUUUUUUUUUGUA
Messenger RNA from Dama dama (fallow deer), 2444 nucleotides. It is a transcript of the gene ZDHHC13, whose product is annotated as zinc finger DHHC-type palmitoyltransferase 13. Gene Ontology annotation, biological process: protein palmitoylation. NCBI's taxonomy places the organism in Eukaryota, Metazoa, Chordata, Mammalia, Artiodactyla, Cervidae. The transcript has 17 exons. The record is from RefSeq and is a predicted model, not a curated record. Gene Ontology annotation, molecular function: palmitoyltransferase activity; protein binding. Gene Ontology annotation, cellular component: Golgi membrane. Bases 105 to 1973 code for a protein of 622 amino acids.